CUUUGGGGUCCUUUGUCAGAAAUUCCCUCUGUCGGACGUAACCUCGUCUACAUUCCCACCCUGGUUAUUUUUCUCUGCAUCCAGAGUCCAACUGCGCUGGCGGAUAACUUCGGGACGCUCUUAUCGAUGAGAUUCCUGGGCGGAUUCUCUGCGAGCCCGGUCCUCGCUGUCGGUGGAGGAAGGAAGCCUGAUCGACAUCGUUGA
Aspergillus sclerotioniger CBS 115572 is the source of this 204-nucleotide messenger RNA. RefSeq lists its product as uncharacterized. The record is from RefSeq and is a predicted model, not a curated record. The transcript has a single exon. Gene Ontology annotation, molecular function: fluconazole transmembrane transporter activity. Gene Ontology annotation, biological process: xenobiotic detoxification by transmembrane export across the plasma membrane. The annotation marks the transcript as partial. Lineage: Eukaryota; Fungi; Ascomycota; Eurotiomycetes; Eurotiales; Aspergillaceae.